GCAGCCUCCUUGUUCCUGUCGGUGCUGAUGUGUGGCCUUUGCUAUGGGCCUUUGGACCCAUCAAUGACGAGAAUCGAAGUCGAAUUCGCCUUGCGUGACCUUCCGGCAAGCGUCUUGGUGCUGAGUGAUGGCCUUGCCAGUGUUUCCGUCGCCCUGGCGGAGAUGGCUGCAAAGAGCUUGGGUGUCAAGGUGAUGAAGCUCAGGGCAUCCACGGAUACAGCGGGUCUCUUUACUUUGCAUGGUGCCUCCGGCCCGGCUUCCGAUCCCUCUGCACCGAUGACAGCCGGCUACAGCGGCGAGAUGCCAGAGCUGGUAACACGGAGCCGCGACGAGGUGGGCCUCGCCUUACAUACCAGUGGAUCGACGCGAAGACCGAAGCUCGUACCUCUCACCCACGCGAAUCUAUGCAGCGGGUCAAUCUGCAUCGCCUCUACCCUUCAAGUUGGUCCGAGCGACGUGGUGAUGAACUGCCUGCCGCUGUUUCAUAUUCACGGACUGAUCGUGAAUGUGCCACUUCCACCGCAUGGGAAGGGGCGGACAUGA
Symbiodinium sp. CCMP2456 is the source of this 543-nucleotide messenger RNA. The record is from the annotation of a GenBank genome assembly. NCBI's taxonomy places the organism in Eukaryota, Dinophyceae, Suessiales, Symbiodiniaceae.